Nematocida homosporus is the source of this 405-nucleotide messenger RNA. RefSeq lists its product as uncharacterized. The transcript has a single exon. Lineage: Eukaryota; Fungi; Microsporidia. The record is from RefSeq and is a predicted model, not a curated record. Bases 1 to 405 code for a protein of 134 amino acids.
AUGGCUAUCUGUCAACUUACUUUAGUCUUUCCAUUUAGAGUAUCUAGUCGUGAACAUCGGGCCCAAAUUAGCACUAGUUUGCUUAGAAAGGAAAACGUAGUGACUUUUGCUAUUCCUCUCAAUGCUUUGGUUACAGUAGAGGCAAUUCAUCCAUAUACAGUACAUUACUCAUCAGUAGCCGAACCAACACAUCGUGCCAUUUGUAUCAGUUUCAAAAGUAUUAAUGAUGCGAUUGCUUUCGAAAAGAAUCCAGAGGCACAUUUAAGCCAAGCGCCGGCCGAUGAUCUACUCUCUUUAGAUGAAGAGCUUGAUCGUAUUGCCUCGGAAAUAGAGAAGACACACGAGUACUGGAAGAAGAAAAAGCGCGGCCAGUCAUUUGAUGAUGAGGGAUACCAGAAGGUGUAA